AUGAUGGAUAUUGGUGAGAAGGAGCGCCCGCCUGGGGAUCCGCCGGAUUUGCAGACUUCUUGGGCAAGUAGGGUGAAAGGGAGCACGGCUGGGGGUUUACCAACGCCGGAGAGUGUUUUGGACGACGCGUUUGUCAAAGCUAGGGUUCGGGUUGACUUCCCAAACGGGAGAACGGGGGAGCCGGAGAUUACGAUCGGGGAGGAGGUGAUAUCAGUGAUGCAUGGGUUGUGGAAGAAUUGCAUGAUUGUAAAGGUGUUGGGCCGGCAGAUCCCGGUGGCGGUGUUGAAUCGAAAACUUAAGGAGCUAUGGAAGCCGUCGGGACGGAUGUAUGUGAUGGAUCUCCCUCGUCACUUUUUCAUGGUUCGUUUUGAGUUGGAAGAAGAAUAUCUAAACGCCCUCACCGGUGGUCCUUGGAGAGUUUUUGGUAACUACUUGAUGGUGCAGCAGUGGUCACCAAAUUUCGAUCCUUUGAAGGAUGACAUAGUUACCACUCCGGUUUGGGUUCGGCUGAUGAACAUUCCGGUUUGGUAUUAUCACAAAUCCAUUCUUAUGGCGAUCGCGGAAGGAGUGGGUACACCGUUGAGGGUGGAUUUGACGACGUUGAGUUUAGAGAGAGCAAGGUUCGCAAGAGUGUGUGUAGAGGUGAAUCUUUCGGAACCAUUGAAAGGGACGUUGUUGAUUAAUGGUGAAUGGUUUUUUGUGGCGUAUGAGGGGCUUACAAGGAUUUGUUCAUCGUGCGGAUUGUAUGGCCAUUUAGUUCAUGCAUGCCCUAAAGUUGCUUUGGAGAAGGUUGUAGUUGAACAGGCCAUAGCACCGGUGGUGGAUCGGGUGGAGACUAGAUUAGAGUGUCCGGCGCCGCCAGAGGAGGGAUUUACUUUAGUCCGGCGCGCGCGACGGGCUGCAAGUUCCCAAGCUAGCAGGAAAUCCGGUGAGACGGAGCGAAAUCUCCGAGAGAUCCCGGGACACAAGGGAUUAGGAAUUUCGAAUCGGUUUGGGGGAUUGACACAAAAUGAUGAAUCUCCGGGAUUACAUGAAGUUACCAUAUCUGGUGGGGAGAAUAAGGAAAAUGAAUUUCAUGCGCAUCAAUCAAAGGAGGUGUUGAGUGGAGCUCAAGGCAAGAUGGUGCGUUUUGGAUCGACCGCGGAUACGAAUAAGAUUACAUCCCAUAUAGGGCCCAAAAAAUCUAGUAGUGGGGGAAUAAGGCCUUUGGACAAUGUUGGGUCGAAGGGAAAAAUGCACCAUGCGCAUAAGCCCGUUAAGGGUUUAAUUUUUGGCCUGGCUAAGGGUGAGAGUGCUCUGUCCGCGAACGGGAAGAGGCUGCGUGUGGAAACAAAGACCAUGGGCAGACCGGGUGGUGUGUUUAUGAAGGAUGGAAUCGAGCAGUCACAAGAGAUUGAGCUAUGUGAAAAGUCUCGGUUAGCGGUUACAUCUAGCUCUGGUCCGUUGGGUUUGCAAAGUACGGAGGGGUUUGGUUUGGCUCCAUCGAGUGCGGAGGUUUUCACGGCGACGGAGAGAGCAUAA
Capsella rubella is the source of this 1521-nucleotide messenger RNA. RefSeq lists its product as uncharacterized. Bases 1 to 1521 code for a protein of 506 amino acids. NCBI's taxonomy places the organism in Eukaryota, Viridiplantae, Streptophyta, Magnoliopsida, Brassicales, Brassicaceae. The record is from RefSeq and is a predicted model, not a curated record. The transcript has a single exon.